Messenger RNA from Panicum virgatum (switchgrass), 1232 nucleotides. Its product is annotated as auxin-responsive protein IAA23-like. Gene Ontology annotation, molecular function: protein binding. NCBI's taxonomy places the organism in Eukaryota, Viridiplantae, Streptophyta, Magnoliopsida, Poales, Poaceae. Gene Ontology annotation, biological process: regulation of DNA-templated transcription. The record is from RefSeq and is a predicted model, not a curated record. The coding region runs from base 213 to 752 and encodes 179 amino acids. Gene Ontology annotation, cellular component: nucleus. The transcript is spliced from 4 exons.
CGCACCACCACCGCACCGCUCGCCCUCGCCUCCGACAGCGACCGCGCAACCGCGUCGUCAUCCCCGGCCCCGGCGCCUCUCUUCUCCUCCGCAGCCGCCUCCGUUCUCUGUGCAGCCCUGAGCGUAUCGGCCGGAGCCACGCGGCGCGAGACAGCCGAGACCGAGAGGACCAGAGCAGCAAGCACUUGCACGGAGACGCGUCACUGACGACGAUGUCGACGACCUCCGCCAACUCCGCGGCGUCGCCGGCGGUGUCCGGCCUGGACUACGACGACACGGCGCUCACGCUCGCCCUCCCGGGCUCCUCCUCCUCCGCCGGCGCCGACGACCGCAAGCGCGCCCACGCCGACCACGACAGGCCGCCCUCCCCGAAGGCGCGGGCCGUGGGGUGGCCGCCGGUGCGCGCGUACCGGCGCAACGCGCUGCGCGACGACGAGGCCAAGCUCGUCAAGGUGGCCGUGGACGGCGCACCGUACCUGCGCAAGGUGGACCUCGCGGCGCACGACGGGUACGCGGCGCUGCUCCGCGCGCUGCGCGGCAUGUUCGCCUCCUGCCUCGGCGUCGGCGCCGCCGGGAGGCUCGUCGACGCCGCCACCGGCGCCGAGUACGUGCCCACCUACGAGGACAAGGACGGCGACUGGAUGCUCGUCGGAGACGUCCCCUUCAAGAUGUUCGUCGACUCGUGCAAGCGGAUCCGUCUCAUGAAGAGCUCCGAGGCCAGCAACCUAUCUCCAAGGGCAUCAUCCCAAUGAUUGCUGUCAUCGACCGAACGCAUAUGCGCAAGGCGGUUGAUCUGUCUGAAUUUGUUCACAACAAAAGCGUGCAGUGGAAGAGGCUUGGCUGCUCAGGUCCUCCAUGCACCCUAUACACCUUAGGAUCAGAGAUGUUCAGUCUGUUGUUGUGCUCUGUACAGGCCACACACAACCAUGGGAACUUGUCUCAGUUCCAGGUGCCCCUCCUCUCGGCCGGACGGUUUGGUUUUUGGACGCCGGCGAGAAGGGCGGCGCCGCCACUUUGUCAGCUAGAUUGUUAGUCCCGUUUUUUUCAGUUUCUUUCAGACUUGGGCUUCCAUGCCAUGCCAGUCCAUGUUUGCCCUCGGUCAUAUCUUGUCUCGAGGGGCGUUGAUGUGUAGUAUACACGAAUAUGGUACAUGCUGUGUGCUGUUUCCAUUGUAAGGUCAAAGAAUACAACUGUCACUGUUCUUGCAAUUCCGGCAGCCUGAUGUUCUUGCC